AGAAGGCGGACUACAAGUAGACUGUAGAGUACAAGUGAGGCAAGUGGCUGCAGCUGUUAUCGAGGAAGGGAGGUGCGGUAAGAUGGACGGGAUCCAACCACCACCUGCCUUCCUGCCGGCGGCUGGUAAGCCAAAGGUACCCUGGUCUGGGUGGUAUGCUGAUUUCGAGGUGUAUGCUCUUGCUAUUGGGUGGUGUGAGUGGUCAGAAGAACGCCAGCAGGCCUUGCUGCUUCAUUGUGUGGGUGCAGAAGCUCGUAGGCUGUACAGGACUAAGCUGCCAACAGGAGGACUUGUGAAGCAGCCCAAAGUUGAAGAUUGCAGCAGCAGCAGAAAUCACUGCAGAGCGACAUACCACAGUCUGCGGCGCCGUAGGGCCAGUUAAAGAUGCAUUUGAGGAUGCCAAUCAAGAGGUGGCAGCAACAUCCGGUAAGUUUGGCAAACCGAGAUCCCCAGACAAUGGCCGUCGGUCGAAGACUUGCUUUGCAUGUGGCUUCAGUGGUCACAGGUCGGGCGAUAGCCGAUGCCCAGCCAGGGAGAGGGAAUGCCACAUUUGUCAUGAAGUGGGUCACUUCGCCAGAGUAUGCAGGACCAGAUCACAGAGACCGGACACCACGAGAGCCCCACCCGGAGUUUCGACUGUAGAAGUCUCAUCAGUUCAUGACUUGCUGAGCUUGUCUGGUCCAAUGCUUGAUGUGGAUGUUGAUGGCACUCUGCUGGAGAUGAUGGUAGACACUGGUUCGCCUGUUAGCCUCCUGCCUUUGCAUCUGCACCAGGCGAGACUCCCUCAACUGCCACUGCAUGCAUGUGAUGUUGCAUUACGAGGAUAUGGGGGACACAGCCUUGACGUUGUUGGUGUAAUCCAUGCCACAGUGACCAGUAACGGUAAGUCAGCUGACGCUGACUUGUAUGUGAUGAGAGGCGGUACUGUACCUUUGUUGGGGCGUGACUUACAGCUCAGUCUGCAGAUCACAGUCAAGAACGGCAAUGCUGUGUGUGCCGUGUCACCUGGGAGUCAACCGGAGCCAAGCCAGCCCGGUCUCCCUCCCCUUCGUGGGUUUGUUCACAGGGUAAAGGUGAGGGACGGUGUUUCCCCUGUCCAGCAGAAGAUGCGGCCUCUGCCGUACUCAGUCAGGGAGGAAGUGAAGGCACACCUGGCAGACCUGGAGGCAAAGGGUGUCAUCGAGAAGGUGGACUCGUCACCUUGGAUAUCUCCGAUGGUGGUCACCAGGCGCCGCACCGGCGGAAUCCGGGUAUGUCUCGACCUGAAAAAGGUAAACCAAGCGGUCAUGCCCAGCAAGUAUCCGCUACCUGACAUGAUGGAUAUGCUCGAUAAGCUUAAGGGGGCUGCAGUGUUCUCGAGCUUGGAUAUGAAGUCUGCCUUCAAUCAGCUUCCACUGCAUGAAGAGUCCAGAAAUUUGACGGCCUUUAUGACACCUGAUGGGCUGAGAAGGUACACCCGAUGCUGUUUUGGUUUGUCCUCUAUCCCGGCAGCUUUCCAGAAGGUGAUGGACAACAUCUUGGCUGGACUGUCGGGGGUCCAAGUCUACGUCGAUGACAUCAUCAUCUUUGGUGAGAACCAGGACCAGCAUGAUGCUCGUCUUCAGCAAGUGUUGGCCAGGCUAAAGGAGUACCAGGUAACCCUGAACGAGGAGAAGUGCACCUUCAGCACCACAUCUCUAGAGUUCCUGGGCUUCACUGUCACGAAGAACGGCUUCAAGGUGAGCGAGAACCGCGUCAAGGGUAUGCGGGACAUGAAGUCGCCCAGCACGGCUAAACAGCUACAGUCGGCCUUGGGACUGUUCGGCUUCUACGCCAGGUUUGUGAGCGACUUUUCCACACUGGUGGAUCCACUUCGGGCCACCCUGAAAGCAGAGCGUUUCCAGUGGACGCAGGAGCUGGAGACUUGUUUCAGGGAAGUUAUCUCCAAGAUCAUCAACAGCUCAGCGCUCACGAUGUACGACCCAGAUCGACCGACUGUCGUGACAUCAGACGCUUCGGAUGUAGGCCUCGGAGCAGUGCUGAGUCAGAUCUACCCCGAAGGUGAGAGAGUUGUUUCUUUCGCAUCAGCCACUCUAUCAGACACCCAGAGGAAGUAUAGCGUUACUGAGCGGGAGGCCCUUGCGGCCAAGUGGUCAGUUGAGCACUGGCAUAAGUAUCUUUUCGGAACCCACUUCACCUUGCGGACGGACCACCAAGCCCUACAGUCGCUCUUAUCAUCAAAGGGGAUUGGUAGGGCAGGAAUGAGGCUGUCUCGAUGGGCAAUAAGACUCAUGGCGUAUUCGUUCAGUGUGGAGCAUGUUGGUGGUUCCAGAAAUGUUGCAGAUGGCCUCUCCAGACUGCCAGCCUCGACACACACCCCAGAGGAUGACGACCAGCUGAUGGUGGCGGCGAUCACUGACAGGAUCGCGCGUAAAUCUGCGGUAACCAGAGACAGCAUACGAGCGGCAGGCGCUGAGGACGAGGAAUUGACCAGACUGUGCAGGCAGAUCGUGUCUGGCUGGCCAGCUCGCUCGAAGGACUGCCCAACAGACCUGCAGCCGUACUACAGGUUCAGAAAUGAGCUUACGGUUGUCGAAGGCCUCAUACUCCGUGGCGAGAGAAUCGUCGUCCCGUCCGUACUACGGCAACACCUUCUGGAACAGGCCCACGAAAGCCAUCCAGGCAUCGUCAGGACUAAACAACGCCUACGGGAAAUCUUCUGGUGGCCAGGUAUGGACGCGGCAGUGGAGAACAUAGUGAAGUCAUGUACAGUAUGUGACGCUGUUGAUAAGAGUGCGAAGCCGCGCAACAUCCUGCUUCAACCGGUUCCCUUCCCGGAGAAACCCUGGUCUAAGUUGGGAAUCGAUUUCAUCGGACCGCUAGAAGGAGGGGGAAUAGGUAGAAGAUUCGCCAUUGUCAUGACAGACUACCACUCAAAGUGGCCGGAGGUGGCAUUCUGUCCGCACCCCUCAUCCCGCGCAGUAAUCAACUUCAUGGAGACAGUGGCUGCGAGAGAAGGGAGCGGACAGGGUGGAAGGUGUCGAAGCAGUCUGCAAGGAUGGUUCAUCUACUGCGGACCAGCCAUCGAGGAUGAUGGCAGGAGCCUCACAAGAGAGGAUGAUGCGACCUCCAGCAGCAGAAGUAACCCCGUCGGGCGGCAGGAUCGAGGAAGUCCCUUCAACAGGGGACGUGUCAAACAGGAGUGCAGCAUCGGAGGUGUCGGGUGA
Amphibalanus amphitrite is the source of this 3206-nucleotide messenger RNA. RefSeq lists its product as uncharacterized. The record is from RefSeq and is a predicted model, not a curated record. The coding region runs from base 684 to 3206 and encodes 840 amino acids. The transcript has 3 exons. NCBI's taxonomy places the organism in Eukaryota, Metazoa, Arthropoda, Thecostraca, Balanomorpha, Balanidae. Gene Ontology annotation, molecular function: aspartic-type endopeptidase activity; nucleic acid binding. Gene Ontology annotation, biological process: proteolysis.